Molecule: messenger RNA, 5455 nt
Organism: Python bivittatus (Burmese python)
Lineage: Eukaryota; Metazoa; Chordata; Lepidosauria; Squamata; Pythonidae
Source: RefSeq, a predicted model, not a curated record
CCCAAGCCCUCCCAACCGAUGCCUUUGGAAAUCUCGAGUUCCAAGGUGGAGGUCAUAUCAAUAAGUCCAUGUACAUCCGAGUUUCCUAUGAUACCAAGCCAGACUUGCUGCUCCAUCUCAUGGUGAAGGACUGGCAGCUGGAACUCCCCAAGCUCUUAAUAUCUGUCCAUGGGGGGCUCCAGAACUUUGAACUGCAGCCCAAACUUAAGCAAGUGUUUGGGAAGGGCCUCAUCAAGGCUGCCAUGACCACUGGUGCUUGGAUUUUCACCGGAGGAGUCAGUACAGGAAUCAUUCGCCAUGUUGGAGAUGCCCUGAAAGACCAUUCUUCCAAGUCCAGAGGACGCAUCUGUGCCAUUGGCAUUGCCCCAUGGGGCAUUGUGGAAAACAAGGAGGAUCUGCUUGGGAAAGAUGUGACAAGGCUUUAUCAAACAAUGUCAAACCCGCUCAGCAAACUUUGCGUGCUGAACAGCUCCCAUACACACUUCAUCCUUGCCGACAACGGCACCCUUGGCAAAUAUGGGGCAGAGGUGAAACUGAGGCGCCAGCUGGAAAAGCACAUCUCCCUGCAGAAAAUCAACACCCGCCUGGGGCAAGGAGUUCCUGUGGUAGGACUGAUAGUUGAAGGUGGCCCCAACGUGAUCUCGAUUGUCUUGGAAUAUCUGCGUGAAGAGCCACCACUUCCCGUUGUCAUCUGUGACGGCAGCGGACGGGCAUCGGACAUUAUAUCAUUUGCACACAAGUACUCAGAAGAAGGGGGCAUCAUAAGUGAAUCUCUUAGGGACCAGCUGCUGGUCACCAUUCAGAAAACGUUCAACUACAGUCGGAAUCAAGCUCAUCAGCUCUUUGUGAUUCUCAUGGAAUGCAUGAAGAAGAAAGAACUGAUUACAGUGUUCCGCAUGGGAUCUGAAGGGCAGCAAGACAUUGAGAUGUCCAUCUUAACGGCUUUACUUAAAGGUACCAACGUCUCUGCACCAGAUCAGUUGAGCUUAGCUCUGGCCUGGAACCGGGUCGAUAUUGCACGCAGCCAAAUCUUUGUCUUCGGGCACCAUUGGCCGCCACUGGGAAGCCUUGUUGUCCCAGAUGGGACAUUUCAGGAAAAGGAGAAGAAAUCUCCAGCACCUCAAGCGAAAGGAGCAAGAGGGAAAGGGAAGGGGAAAAAGAAAGGUGGGAAGCAGAAAGAAGAACCAGAAGAGGAACUGGAUCCAAGGAAACUCGAACUGUUAAACUGGGGAAAUCUACCCCCGGAUUACCACAUCAGCCUCAUUGACAUCGGCCUGGUGCUAGAGUAUCUCAUGGGAGGGGCCUAUCGUUGCAACUAUACACGGAAGAGAUUCCGAACCCUCUACAACAAUUUAUUUGGACCCAAAAGGCCUAAAGCUCUUAAACUUCUAGGGAUGGAGGAUGACGAGCCUCCAACUAAAGGAAAGAAAAGGAAAAGGAAGAAGGAGGAAGAUGUUAGCAUCGAUCUGGACGAUCCGGAAGUCAGCCGUUUCCAGUAUCCCUUCCACGAGCUCAUGGUUUGGGCAGUGUUGAUGAAGAGGCAAAAAAUGGCCCUUUUUCUAUGGCAGCGUGGAGAAGAAGCCAUGGCCAAAGCCUUGGUGGCCUGUAAGCUCUACAAGGCCAUGGCCCACGAGUCCUUGGAGAGCGAGCUGGUAGAUGACAUCUCCCAAGAUCUGGACAACAACUCCAAGGAUUUUGGCCAGCUGGCCGUGGAGCUGCUGGAUCAGUCCUACAAGCACGAUGAGCAGGUGGCCAUGAAACUCUUGACCUAUCAGCUGAAGAACUGGAGCAACUCUACCUGCCUGAAACUUGCUGUGGCGGCAAAACACAGGGAUUUCAUUGCACACACUUGCAGCCAGAUGCUGUUGACUGACAUGUGGAUGGGAAGGCUGCACAUGCGGAAAAACCCAGGUCUUCAGGUCAUAAUGGGGAUCCUCUUACCUCCCACCAUCCUCUUCCUGGAAUUCCGCACCUAUGAUGACUAUUCCUAUCAAACAUCCAAGGAGAAAGAAGUUGGCAAAGAAAAAGAGGAGGACAAUGCGGAUGCGAAUGCUGAUGUUGGCUCUCGAAAGGGAGAUGAAGAGGAUGGGAACAAAAAGCAGAGGGGUCUUCCCAUUGGAACUAAGAUCUGCGAAUUCUAUAAUGCGCCAAUUGUGAAGUUCUGGUUUUACACUAUAUCCUACCUGGGCUACUUAAUGUUGUUCAAUUACAUCAUCUUGGUUCGGAUGGAACGCUGGCCCUCGGUCCAAGAAUGGGUGGUCAUCUCGUACAUCGUGACUCUGGCUUUAGAGAAAGUCAGGGAGAUUUUGAUGUCAGAACCGGGGAAGCUAAGUCAGAAAAUCAAAGUGUGGCUGCAGGAAUAUUGGAACAUCACCGAUUUGGUGGCCAUUUCUGUGUUCCUGAUUGGAGCUAUUCUUCGCUUGCAAAACCAACCUUACAUGGGUUACGGAAGAGUGAUCUAUUGUGUGGAUAUCAUUUUCUGGUACAUCCGUGUCCUGGACAUCUUUGGUGUGAACAAAUACUUGGGACCCUACGUCAUGAUGAUUGGAAAGAUGAUGAUUGACAUGCUGUAUUUUGUGGUCAUUAUGCUGGUGGUCCUGAUGAGUUUUGGGGUGGCCCGCCAAGCCAUCCUCCAUCCCGACGAGGAACCCUCUUGGAGACUGGCCCGUAAUAUCUUCUACAUGCCUUACUGGAUGAUCUACGGAGAGGUCUUUGCAGAUCAGAUAGACCGUAAGAGCAGAAUUCAUACUCCUUGUGGGGAGAACCUUUAUGACGAGGAUGGGAAACGGCUCCCCCCUUGUAUUCCUGGUGCUUGGCUGACUCCUGCAAUCAUGGCUUGUUACCUGCUGGUUGCCAACAUUCUCCUGGUCAACCUGCUGAUUGCUGUCUUUAACAACACUUUCUUUGAAGUGAAAUCCAUCUCCAACCAAGUCUGGAAAUUCCAGCGGUAUCAGCUGAUCAUGACAUUCCACGACAGGCCUGUUCUCCCACCACCCAUGAUCAUCUUCAGCCACCUUUACAUCAUUAUUGUCCGCCUUUGCUGCCGCUGGAAGAAGCCAAAAGAAGGGGAUCAAGAUGAGCAGGAUCGCGGGCUGAAGCUGUUUCUAAAUGAUGAAGAGUUGAAGAAACUUUACGAAUUUGAGGAGCAAUGUGUGGAGGAAUAUUUCCGGGAAAAAGAGGAUGAAGAGCAGUCGUCAAAUGAUGAACGUAUCCGAGUUACUUCUGAAAGAGUUGAAAAUAUGUCUAUGAGAUUAGAAGAAGUGAACGAAAGGGAGCAUUUCAUGAAAGCUUCUCUUCAGACAGUGGAUCUUCGGCUUUCUCAGCUGGAAGACAUCUCUGGCCGAAUGGCAAAUGCUUUGGAGAAACUGGCGGGCAUUGACAAAACAGAGCUGACUCACACACGUUCCCGGGCGUCCUCUGAAUGCGAUGCUGCUUACCUCCUGAGACAGAGCAGCGUCAAUAGUUCUGACGGUUACAGCAUCUAUCGCUACCAGACUGAUGAGCUGGUCUAUGAUACGUUGCCCACUCCGUUGUCUCCAGCACUGACCUUACGUAAAGCAGAUUCCAAGAUACAGCUGGUCCCAGAUCGCCAAGGAAGCCUCCGCUCUGUCUUUUGCCCAAAUGCGGCAACCUCUGUGGAAACCAGUAAAAACACCUUAGAGGUCAUUCAGACUGUCCCUAGGUCAUAUUCCAGUUCAGUAGACCCACAAGACCACUGUCCAAACAAUGAGUCCAUAUCUCAAACCCUUAGACAAACAGAUAGUAUUGUGAACAGUCAGUCUAGAACCCAACCAGAUCUGCGGAAUGCCCAGUUGCCUCUAGAGAGGACCAAGUUGGAAGCCACCAUCUCUUACCCCUUGGACAAGCCUAGAGCAAGGAGGUACUACCCAACUGAAACAGGCCAUGCUUGUCAAGCAGCCAUAAUGAAGUCAAAGAGUUUUAUUUUUGCAAAAGGUGGAAAGUUGGUUGGCGGGAUUAACAACUGGACAGUGAUGGACAAAGAAUGUAGGACUGUCAUGAACCAAGUGUGCCCUUCUGUAAUUCAGCAAUGGACUGCUGAGUGGAAGUAUGAACUUCAGCAAAAAGCGGCUGAUGAGCUCCCGCCUGAAUAUCCAGGUAUUGUGCCUAAGCCAGAGAAGCAAAAACAUUUGCUGGCCAACCCUGAGGAGAAUAGUGAGACUGGCAAAGUUGAGGGUCUAAGUCUCUCCCCUGUGACCUCACCUUUCACCCUAAGGAGGCCAACUUGCAACCAGCUCUUGGUGAAGUCAGGAAGAACUUGUGGAUUUUCACCUGGGCGGUCAAAGAGUUUACACAGCCAUUCUCAGAAAACCAAGUCCAUUAAGGAGAAGCUAAAUCGGCCAGGACACGCCAGCAGUAUCAGCAGCCUGAUGGUACCUUCUGGAUCUGCAAUGGAGGAGCGGAAAAGAAAUCAAGAAAAAGCCUCCACAGAAACUGAAUGCUAAACAUGACCUUUUCCAUCAGUGAGCCGCAGGAGAUGAGGUUGGACUUGCUUUGCUAAGCCUUGAUAAGAAAAGACUGAUACUACUUCUCAAGGACCUUGAAAGGAUGCCACAUGCAAGAAGACCAAACCUGUUCUGUCUCAUUUCCUUGGGCAACGUACUUACAAUAAUGGAUGGGGGGGCAGAUUCCAACUGAACCUUAGGAAAACCUCCUAACAUUGAGAGAGCCAGUGACCAAGAGGAAAGGAGAAGCCACUUCACUGGAUGUGCUCCAACAGAGGCUAGUUAGCGGAUCUGUUGGAGAGGGUUUCAUUUGGAUCCCUGAACUGAGCAGUGGAUGCAACGUGAUGAUCUCCGUGGCCUCUUCCAGCUCAAGGACUUUAUAAUGCAUAAACAUGGCAGGCACAAAGAAAGACAGGCAGACAUGAUGGAAUCCCUGUAUCUCUUUUUCAGAGAUAUUCAAGCUCUGUUUCUUCUCUAAAGCACUCCCUGGUUCAGAUGGAUACCCACAGGAGGGCAUGAGCAAUGUCAUGCUGCAGCCUAAGCUUCUUGUCCCUCAUGCUGCUCCCAGCUAUUUCUUAACCCUGCAGAAACUCCUGCCUGGAUUGCAGUGGGCUGGCCAUGGGGCCAGGCUGGACUAUGGCCACCUGACUGGUUGUUCCUCUGUUUCUUGGUCUUCCCAUCCAUUCCCUCCUCACUAGACUCUGUGCCUUUCCUUUCCUUUCCCAAAUGUUUGCACCCAAAUGGGUGCCUUCAACACCUACCACCACUAGCCCUUCGAUACCAAUGCAGAACAUUUUCUGUUUUCUUUUUCCUCCUUCUGGCACCACUGUUGCACGGAUGCUACAAUAAUCAAAGCAACAGGGAAUGGACUGUUCUUUUGUUCCCUUGUAGACCCAUGGAAUCUUUGCCGUAAGGAGCAACUGAUAGUUCAGCUUCAUAUAAACCAGAUCCUACGUUGCAGCUUCAAGAUGUUUAAAAAAUAAAGGAAAAGG